Molecule: messenger RNA, 1966 nt
Organism: Aspergillus nidulans FGSC A4
Lineage: Eukaryota; Fungi; Ascomycota; Eurotiomycetes; Eurotiales; Aspergillaceae
Product: protein ptkA
Exons: 8
Coding region: 257-1891 (544 amino acids)
Biological process (GO): regulation of transcription by RNA polymerase II; regulation of cell cycle
Cellular component (GO): nucleus
Molecular function (GO): cyclin-dependent protein serine/threonine kinase activity; RNA polymerase II CTD heptapeptide repeat kinase activity; ATP binding
Source: RefSeq, a predicted model, not a curated record
GGAAUAAUUUUAAAGCUUAUAUGAUAAACUAGCCUUUCAGAUUUGGUCUGGCUCUUCCGCCUUCAUAACACUUUCUUUCGUUUCUAGCUGUCGUUAUUGGUUUACACUCAGUGUUGCACAGAGGGUAAAACAGGGUCUACCGUUGCUAGCUGGUGGGAAACUUCUCUGGGUCUUCCCGCUGCAUCUGCACCUGCAUUCUAUUAAGAACACCUUCCAGCACCAGUCAUAGCGAAAGCGCAGUAUCAAAUGGUGAAAAAUGGGCAUAGCGUCACUCGAACGGGACACUAAAGGCGGCACAAGGUUUACUGGAUGUACCAGUAUCCGCGAAUUCGAGUUCUUAGGCAAACUGGGUGAGGGCACCUUUGGAGAAGUCUAUAAAGCGAGGGCUAAAAGAGAUGGCUCCAUCGUCGCGCUGAAAAAGAUCCUCAUGCAUAAUGAACGAGAUGGCUUCCCAAUCACAGCCCUUCGGGAGAUCAAGCUACUGAAAAUGUUGUCCCACACCAACAUCAUGCAGCUCAGAGAAAUGGCCGUGGAGCGAAGUAAAGGAGAGGGUCGCAAGAAGCCCAGCAUGUAUAUGGUUUUCCCUUACAUGGAACACGACCUAUCAGGACUUCUAGAAAAUCCGGAAGUUCAUUUCUCAGAGGCUCAAAUCAAGUGUUAUAUGAUUCAACUUCUCGAGGGAUUAAAAUAUUUACACGGGAAUUGUAUCCUACACCGCGACAUGAAAGCUGCCAAUCUACUUAUAAGCAACCAAGGUAUUCUGCAGAUUGCCGACUUCGGACUGGCACGUCCUUUCGAUGAAGCGCCCCCUCAGCCAGGCAAAGGGGCGGGCGAGGCCAAAAGAGACUAUACCACAUUAGUCGUGACUCGAUGGUAUCGUCCUCCAGAACUGCUUCUUCAGCUUCGACGUUAUACUUCUGCGAUAGAUAUGUGGGGUGUUGGUUGCGUUUUCGGUGAAAUGUUCAAAGGAAAGCCGAUUCUUGCUGGUAACAGUGACCUUAAUCAGGCACAACUUAUAUUCAGCCUUGUGGGUACGCCUACGGAAGAGAAUAUGCCAGGAUGGAGCUCUCUUCCAGGUUGCGAAGGCGUCAAGCAUUUCGGCAACAGACCAGGGAAUCUCGCAGAAGUAUUCAAAGAUCAAGGUCCUAUGGCCAUAUCUUUGCUUACAGAGCUCUUGAAGCUAGACUGGCGAAAAAGAGUGAAUGCGAUUGAUGCGCUGAAACAUCCUUAUUUCUCGACACCGCCACUCCCAGCACGUCCAGGCGACCUUCCGAGUUUUGAGGACUCUCAUGAACUUGAUAGACGAAGAUUCCGUGGACAGCGGGCUGCUAUGCCCCCGGCACCUGCUGGAGGCUCGGUGGGUAUGAGUCGAAAUGGGGGAUGGUCAACUAAUUCAGGGAGCAGAACAGGCGCUGAGACAAGAAACCCUCGCAUUUCUAGCGCUGCCCGGAGCCAGGGGAAUCAACUUCGCGAUGCUUGGUCCAACGAACCCCAGCAAGCUUGGCAGCGAAGGGGUAAUGAAGAAUUGAAAGAUCCUAAUCACAGUUUCUCGUCUCGGCAUAGAGAUGGCGGGCUGCCGCCUAAACCUCCCGCCCCCAUUCAACACUCCUGGGCGUCAGGCCAUUCCGACAAAACAGGACGAGAUCGGGGAUACGGGGCUCGCUACGGCGGCCCGGAAGGGAGUGUUGAUUCCUACGUUCCCAAUUACGGCGGAAGCGACCGGAACCGCGAUAGGGAUCAGGGGACUGCUAUUUCUGACAGGCGUGGCUCUUAUUAUGACAAAUCUCACCAAACGAGCAAGCUCGAUUAUUCGAGGGAAAUUCCGUCGAGAAGACGAAGUCGCAGCCCCAACUAUAGAGAGCGGGUAGACAGGGGUCCGUAUCGCCGGUGAAGCUACCGUCUACCAUAAAACUUAGCUAUGUUCAAUCGACUACAAUUCCACUCAUGCUCUGCGACAAUGGAAUUC